AUGUCUCUGUUUCUAAAUUAUUUUUUGAAGACUUCUUUCAGCUGUAAUCAACGAUUGUUUUUACCCUGCAGGCAAUUACAUUCUACACAAGUGAGGCUGCUGUAUGCCCCUGCAACAAUUGGAAUAGAUGGGUAUUUACAGGCCAGGAAAAAUGUCAAAGAACAAUUUGUCAAUUUCUCUGAGAAAUUUAAAACUAAAAUGAAUGAUUUUGUCUCCGAUUCCAAAAACAUGAUAUUCACUGAAGAUUUGAAGAACAUGGUUCAUUUGGCAGAACCAUCAGACUUGCAACUUGUACUAAAUAUGAUUAAAAAAUUCAACACACAAAGUACAGAGUUCAGAUUUGGUUCAUUCGUGUUUGGCCCAGUUGUAAUGAGGAUGUUUCAUUUCUUAGAUGCUCCUAAAGAAGCACUGCAGUGUUUUGAAGAACCAGCAAAUGAUGGUUUUUUUGAUCAACAAGUGUCAUACCAGAUAUUACUUGAUUUACUGUAUUGUCAUGAAAUGUUUGAUGAGAUGUACAGGGUCUUUGAGAAAGUACAAAAGAAACAAAUAAAUAUGACAAAGUUUCCUAAAUACUGUGUGGUGUUGAUAAUGGCAGCUUGUUAUAAAGAGAAUACACCAAAAAGUUUAGAAUAUGCAACAAAACUAUGGUCAGAUAUGGCUUCAACGGGAACAUUACCACUCAGAAGAGCGGCGACUUCUUUUGCUGGACUCGCAUUAAAACAGGGAGCUCCUCACAUCGCCUUGGAAUCAAUAUCAGGCCAACGACAGCAUUAUAUCACAAUUAGAAAUAUUAAGGCCAUGGCUCUAGCUGAUAUGGGCAGAGUGGACGACGCAAUACCGAUAUUACGAAGUGUAUUAAACAUCGAUUCACCCGAUCAGAAAGACAAGCACACAUUCUUUGAAGAAACUAUAUCCAAAGUUGGUGAAGCAGUUGAAAAAACGAACAACAAGGAUACCAAGAUCGAAUUCGAGGAUGUCAGGAAGGCACUUAUAGAGAGAGGACUCAUUGAUAAGGAUACUCUCGACAGUCAUCUGAAUUUUGAAAUUAAAAUACAAAACAAGUUUAAGGAUGCACCACGUGGAAUGCCUUUUCAAUCGAGAAACAUGCCGUUUGGCCAACGAAAAAUUAGGAAGGAUUUGCAAUAGUUACUAAAUUAUUAAUAAAUAAAAAUGUGAGAAUGGACUGUGUAAAAGCUAUCAUCAAAACUGAUUGAGCUGUAGGUACCUGAAAAUAAGGCAUGA
Bombyx mandarina (wild silkworm) is the source of this 1242-nucleotide messenger RNA. RefSeq names its product pentatricopeptide repeat-containing protein 2, mitochondrial. Gene Ontology annotation, cellular component: mitochondrion. NCBI's taxonomy places the organism in Eukaryota, Metazoa, Arthropoda, Insecta, Lepidoptera, Bombycidae. Gene Ontology annotation, biological process: mitochondrion organization; multicellular organism development; regulation of mRNA processing. The record is from RefSeq and is a predicted model, not a curated record. Gene Ontology annotation, molecular function: RNA binding; protein binding.